Labrus mixtus (cuckoo wrasse) is the source of this 2300-nucleotide messenger RNA. RefSeq names its product transmembrane protein 51b (gene tmem51b). Bases 306 to 1193 code for a protein of 295 amino acids. The record is from RefSeq and is a predicted model, not a curated record. NCBI's taxonomy places the organism in Eukaryota, Metazoa, Chordata, Actinopteri, Labriformes, Labridae. The transcript has 3 exons.
GGAAACAGGUCAAACACGCUUUACAACCGUGAGAGGGGAGGUUGCGCUACAGCUGAAGUUUGACCAAACUCCUGUUAACAAUUGUGUGAUCUUUGGAGUAUACUUUUUAUACAGGCCUACGCUUCCUUUGUGAUAUUUAAAAAAAAAACAACACACAAAUCGCAGUGGAACGGGGCUCGUGCAUUUUGGACGCGUAUGUUUCCUUCCUCUUUGAUCUUCCUGUAAACACCUGCGUGAUUCAGGUAACUCCCCGAUGAAGAGGGAAGUCCUCGCACACUGAGCGGCGAAAAGUUUAUCCUUCGGGAAUGUGUUCCAGUCGGGGUAUCUGCGGUAACAACAACCGCCCCGACAGAUCCUCGAGCACAGAAAGCACCGUAUCAGGCGCUCACUAUGCCCUGUGCGCCCUUGGAGUGGGGCUCAUCGCCCUGGGCAUUGUCAUGAUUGUGUGGACUGUGAUACCGAUGGAUGGAGAGGCAGCAGGCGGCUCCCCGGGUGCAUCUGGUAACUCCACCGCUGGGCCUGGGAUUGAGGAUGGUGAGGAAGAAGACGACAAAACAAAAUCUUCAUCAGUUGCUAUUGUUCUUGUUGGAGUUGGGGCAGCCAUGUUGCUUUUAUCCAUUUGCCUCGGUGUGAGAAACAAGAGAAGGGCCCGCAACCAAAGUAACCAGCCAGCAGCAACAGGAGUGGCCUUAAUGGACCAUGUGGCAGGAGAUCAGGAAGGGGUUCCAGAUGCAACAACAUACAGCGUGCCGAGCUACGAGGAGGUCAUUGGCAGUGGGAAUUACCCUGUCCGCCAGAGCAACCUGCGCCAAAGCACCUCCCAGCUGCCGUCCUACGAGGACAUCAUAGCUGCGGUGGAAAACGAGGGGACAGAGCCCGCCAACAACUCCACUGAGGCCAUCCCACUCAAUGACCCCACACCAUCUUCUCCUGCUCAACCCACGGCUGAGCAGGAGCUCACACCAACCCCCAGCCUGCCCACCCGCAGCAGCAGCCGUGCCAGCCGUUUACUGAGGCCCCUCCGAGUGAGGAGGAUCAAGUCAGACAAAUUACACCUGAAGGACUUCCGCCUUCAAAUCCGCAGCCCCACACAGAAUCCAGUGAUCAUUGAACCCAUCACUCCACCACCGCAGUAUGAUAAUAAGAUGCCUGAAUUAGGGUCUCCCACUGAUUGCCUUGCUCCAGAUGAAUAAAAAUAUCUGUGUUAAUUGGACUAAUGAUAACACUGCUUUCACGGUCGGUUAUUAGUAGGUUAAAUGUGGCUGCAAGCUGGGUGAUGUAGGCUGGGUAGACACGACUGGAGCAAGAAUAUCUCUUGAGUGGAUCUCUCGUUCAUCAUCCCUGAGGCUUGUCAUGGGCAUAUUUAUUCUGUUAAAAUGCUAAAUUAUGUCUGUGUGAAAGUAUCAGCUGUCAGAGUUGAGCUUUUGUUUUAAACAUCAUGACGUAACUUAUAUCUCACAGGACCUUAUUCUAUUUCACUUUUAUUUAAUAGAUGAUUGUAUGUCAUAAUGGACAAUCUCCUUAACUCCUGACUUUUCUUUCCAGUUAAAAGGAAUUAUGUUGUUUCUUUAUUGUUGUUUCUGAAUUAUUUUGAAGUUGAAAUAAUAAAUGUUAAAAGACGGGAAAAGGGAACUAAUAACCUGGGGGAGGUUUUUUUUUAAGAAAACUAUUUUUAUGACUUGUAACUUUUGGUAAUCGUAAGAAAAUGCACUGUAACACGUUUGUAAACAUUAGCUGUUUGUUUGAAAAUAUGUUUUGCUAUUUGUUUUAAAAUCUACUGUUUUACACAAUUUGGUUCUUGAAAAUCUCAUUUAUAUGAUGUCUACUGUGAACUUUGAAUUAUUACAAAACACUGUAAACUAUCUCCUACUGUGGAAAAUAACCUCUAGGAGUGAUGUAUUGUAUAUUAUGAUAUUGGAUUUGAUUUGUUGCUUCAUAGGACUUUUAAUUUUGUUCUGCUGGAAUAUUUCUUUAAAAAAAAGGGCAAAUGUUUUUCUUUUUGAUUCAUAAUCCUCAUAUUUGAAAUAUCACUAAAAUUACAUGAUUUUUUUUUUUCCAAAACCUCACCUGAUAGUAAUGCCAUGAUCAAUUUACAGCAAGUUUAUCUACAAAAUACAACUGAACCAAAAGUGACCGUGUCACACCAAAACCGGCUGAUUCCCCUGGAAGACAUAUAUCUACAAAUAAUUGCUGGUGAUUUCUCCUGUUUGCAUGCUGCAUGUUUGCUGGACUUUUAUUUAUUUUGAAAGAGAUACAUAUUGUCUUUUAACAAACAGUUAAUAAAAUUGAACUCCAGAUGA